CUCCACACACCCGCCGGAUCCCGAAUGCUCGCCGCCAGCGACGCCCCGUCCACCUCCAGCCCCGGCCCCGGGGCGGGCGACGACGACGACCGCGUCUUCCUCGUCCAGCACCGGUGGUGGAAGGAGGCGCGGGACGGCGCGGGGAUCGACGCGCACGGGGUGCCCUACGCGUCCACGCCCGCGGGGGGGCCCACAUCCUACGGGAUGAAGGUGCUCAGCCUCAUCAUGAACGACUACACCGCCGCCUUCACCCUCCGCAAGGCCGACGACCUCGCCGCCGUCCUGCCCGACGCGCCCGCCAAGCCCGGGGCCAGGAGCUACGCGCUCGUCGCGGCAGACCUAUUCGACAAGGCGCGCGCCUGGUGA
Lolium rigidum is the source of this 366-nucleotide messenger RNA. RefSeq lists its product as uncharacterized. Bases 25 to 366 code for a protein of 113 amino acids. NCBI's taxonomy places the organism in Eukaryota, Viridiplantae, Streptophyta, Magnoliopsida, Poales, Poaceae. The record is from RefSeq and is a predicted model, not a curated record. The transcript has 2 exons.